Coregonus sp. 'balchen' is the source of this 11166-nucleotide messenger RNA. NCBI's taxonomy places the organism in Eukaryota, Metazoa, Chordata, Actinopteri, Salmoniformes, Salmonidae. The record is from the annotation of a GenBank genome assembly.
AUGACACGAGAAUUGUUUCGUGAGAAUGACCUUGUAACGGCUAAUGGAUAAUCAUAUUAUCCCGUUACAAAUCUGUAGCUACUCCAUCACAGUACUUCAUUAAGAAUCUCCCUCCAUUGAAGCCAGUCUGUUCCAUUCCCAGAACUUCACCAAACCAGGGGAGCAGGAAGCAGCUCGCUGUGACACCCGGGCUCAGCUCGUAGAGAGGGGCUGCAUGGAAGGAGACAUCAUAUCUCCCAUCAAUAUAUUUUCUUUUUCUAAGAACAGCACCCUGUCCAACAGUACAUUUGACAAGGACGAACCCAUCCAGCUCCGUCCUCAGGAGGUCAAUCUGAAGCUCAGACCAGGUGGGUGUUCUCAAAAUGGCCAAACUGGUUUGUAAAAUGGCUGCCAUGUAGUGAUGUUACGUUUGAUACCGGAGCUCCGAGGCAUGCGUCGAAAUCUCUAAGCAGCUAACUUCAAAGGAUUGUGCAGAUGCAUUUAUCACUUUAUCAGAAGUAAGUCACCAAUGACGUUCAAAGAUUCAUUUGAUCACAUACUUUUUCAAACCGUGUGUUGCAAAAUGCGAGAUCCCACUGAUUUCGCCACGGUUCCGAUGCUUUCUUGGAUUCCAAGCUGCUUUUAAACAUCAAACUCUACUGGAAGCCAUACUUACAAAUAUAGUUGGGGUUUUGUCCUAAAAGUUAGCAGGUAGAGUAGGGAACUACGUAACAUUCAGGGAAUUGAGAAUAUGAGGUCAAAUCCCAUUGAAGACACACUAUUUAGAAAAUUGUUUUAUGUGAAACCACACUUUCUGCACUGUUGUUCAAAUAAUUUGUUUUAUUUAGUAUAGUAUAAGCUUCUGGUUUAAGCGUCCUAAAUAAUGCCAUAUAUUCCGUUUUUGAAAAAUAGUAAACUUGAAGGCAAAAAAGGGAAGCAUGAUGUAAGAUGCAAACCUGGUAUUCCAACUAACUAUAGGCUAACAAAGCCAAUGACUUACUGCUGCACCAUGUAGAUUGCAGGAAAACAAUGGAGAAAAAAAUAAGUGUAUCUGAUAAUCACACGCUGCUAUUUAUUGCUGACCAUUGCAUUGUGAACAGAUAAUGAAGCUCAGAGUAAUUGACAGUUUUUCGGCACAAUUUGGUGAAAGCGCCGAAGCCUUCAGAAAGCCUCGGUUUCCCAUCACUACCACCAUGUUCUGAAAAUGGCUUAAACCAAAGAGUUGGAUAGAGGCACUUGUUUUAGCAUGGGCAGCUGCAUGGGCAGAGCAUUUCUUCACCAAUUAGUCAACUGGGUUGGACUUUUUAUGGGUUAAAUGAGGAUAACAGAAUUCCAUCCAGGUUAGCACCAGGUAUCAGCCAAUGAAUUAAACUCCUCAGCAAACAUUCCAUAACUACAGGUGGCAGUACAUCGCCAACCUUGGCUUUAAGCCCUCUAUCCAACUCUAUGGCUGGAACAGAUCAAAACUAGUCGAAAGCAAUCACAAUAAAAGGAUCUUAAAAUUGCAAAUAAACGUCCUCAAUUUCUCAUUACUGUUAUCCUUGCAGUCUAUGUUUGUUUUUAUGACAGAAAUACAUAUUUUCAGUUUUCACCUUGAUUUUGCUUUUUUCAGGACUGCCUCAGACGUUCAAGCUGGAUUUUCAAAGAGUGGAGGGCUAUCCUGUUGAUCUCUACUACCUGAUGGAUCUCUCUUACUCCAUGGAGGACGAUUUGAGGAGCAUCAAGACUCUGGGAAAUGAACUGUUUAAUGCUCUGCAACGCAUCACAAAAAAAGGACGAAUAGGUGACAUCAUCUCAGAUCGGAUCAAAUUGUUCAAAUACUAUUUGAUUAUUUUAUUUGCAUUUGCUUUAGCCUGCCUUGGGUUCCACGUCGGCAGGGUUUGCACUUUUGGGACUUUUCUAUUAGUUCCAUUCCAACAGCACAGCUAAAGUACAGUGAGGGAAAAAAGUAAUUGAUCCCCUGCUGAUUUUGUACGUUUGCCCACUGACAAAGACAUGAUCAGUCUAUAAUUUUAAUGGUAGGUUUAUUUGAACAGUGAGAGACAGAAUAACAACAAAAAAAUCCAGAAAAACGCAUGUCAAAAAUGUUAUAAAUUGAUUUGCAUCUUAAUGAGGGAAAUAAGUAUUUGACCCCUCUGCAAACAUGACUUAGUACUUGUUGGCAAAACCCUUGUUGGCAAUCACAGAGGUCAGACGUUUCUUAUAGUUGGCCACCAGGUUUGCACACAUCUCAGGAGGGAUUUUGUCCCACUCCUCUUUGCAGAUCUUCUCCAAGUCAUUAAGGUUUCGAGCCUGACGUUUGGCAACUCGAACCUUCAGCUCCCUCCACAGAUUUUCUAUGGGAUUAAGGUCUGGAGACUGGCUAGGCCACUCCAGGACCUUAAUGUGCUUCUUCUUGAGCCACUCCUUUGUUGCCUUGGCCGUGUGUUUUUGGUCAUUGUCAUGCUGGAAUACCCAUCCACAACCCAUUUUCAAUGCCCUGGCUGAGGGAAGGAGGUUCUCACCCAAGAAUUGACGGUACAUGGCCCCGUCCAUCGUCCCUUUGAUGCGGUGAAGUUGACCUGUCCCCUUAGCAGAAAAACACCCCCAAAGCAUAAUGUUUCCACCUCCAUGUUUGACGGUGGGGAUGGUGUUCUUGGGGUCAUAGGCAGCAUUCCUCCUCCUCCAAACACGGCGAGUUGAGUUGAUGCCAAAGAGCUCGAUUUUGGUCUCAUCUGACCACAAUCCUUUCACCCAGUUCUCCUCUGAAUCAUUCAGAUGUUCAUUGGCAAACUUCAGACGGGCCUGUAUAUGUGCUUUCUUGAGCAGGGGGACCUUGCAGGUGCUGCACAGGAUUUCAGUCCUUCACGGCGUAGUGUGUUACCAAUUGUUUUCUUGGUGACUAUGGUCCCAGCUGCCUUGAGAUCAUUGACAAGAUCCUCCUGUGUAGUUCUGGGCUGAUUCCUCACCGUUCUCAUGAUCAUUGCAACUCCACGAGGUGAGAUCUUGCAUGGAGCCCCAUGCCGAGGGAGAUUGACAGUUAUUUUGUGUUUCUUCCAUUUGCGAAUAAUCGCACCAACUGUUGUCACCUUCUCACCAAGCUGCUUGGCGAUGGUCUUGUUGUCACGAUCGUUAACGGAAGAUACGGACCAAGGCGCAGCGUGAUAAGCGUACAUUUUAUUUAGUACUGAACACACGACAAAACAACAAACAAACGAUACGUGAAGUCCUAGGUUACACAAAACAAACCUUUACGGAACAAGAUCCCACCCCGACUAGUGCCAAACAGGCUGCCUAAGUAUUUUCCCCAAUCAGAGACAACGAGAUACAGCUGCCUCUGAUUGGGAACCACCCUGGCCAACAUAGAUCUAAACGAUCUAGCACAUCAACAUAGAAAAUAUAACACAGAAACUACACACCCUGGCUCAACAUUUCAGAGUCCCCAGAGCCAGGGCGUGACACUUGUAGCCCAUUCCAGCCUUGUGUAGGUCUACAAUCUUGUCCCUGACAUCCUUGGAGAGCUCUUUGGUAUUGGCCAUGGUGGAGAAUCUGAUUGAUUGAUUGCUUCUGUGGACAAGUGUCUUUUAUACAGGUAACAAGCUGAGAUUAGGAGCACUCCCUUUAAGAGUGUGCUCCUAAUCUCAGCUCGUUACCUGUAUAAAAGACACCUAGGAUCCAGAAAUCUUUCUGAUUGAGAGGGGGUCAAAUACUUAUUUCCCUCAUUAAAAUGCAAAUCAAUUUAUAACAUUUUUGACAUGGGUUUUUCUGGAUUUUUUUGUUGUUAUUCUGUCUCUCACUGUUCAAAUAAACCUACCAUUAAAAUUAUAGACUGAUCAUUUCUUUGUCAGUGGGCAAACGUACAAAAUCAGCAGGGGAUCAAAUACUUUUUUCACUCACUGUAUUUCAAAUUAUUUCAAAUAGUAUUUGAAUCCAGGUCUAUCUCAGCUCCAAUUCCUACUCAAAAUCGAUGUAUGUCAAUGGGUGUCCAUGAAUCUCGUUUUUGUAACCAUUAUCUUUUGCUCUAGGUUUCGGCUCUUUUGUAGACAAGACUGUCCUGCCGUUCACUAACACCAACCCGGAGAAGCUGAAUAAGCCAUGCGCCGAAACUGAGAAGUACUGCCAACCUGCUUUUGGCUACAGACAUGUUCUUAGCAUGACGGAGAACAAAGCUGAGUUUGAGAGAGAGGUCAACAAGCAGCGCAUCUCUGGGAACUUAGACUCCCCCGAAGGGACCCUGGACGCCAUCAUGCAGGCUGCGGUCUGUGGGGUAAGAGUAGUUUAAUCCCACAGGGCAAAAAUAUGUUGAAUCAACGUUCUGUCAACAUACUGACAUUGAACAUCAGUGAUGCUUUUGGUUAGCCUGUUGUCCAAGCAGCAUUGUGUAUCAUAGAUAAGUACAUAAGAUGCCAAAUACCUGAACUCCCUCAUGGAGUUGAGUGCAGACUAUCGUUUUUUAAAUGAACCUCCGACUUGCAAUGCUUCGAUACUUCAAAAAUGUUAAUUCUUAAACACUUACUGUGUACCUAUGUUUGUCCUCUGUUGUUGCAUGUCUUUCUUUGUUUGCUGAAAUCGAUAGUUUUUAAUAAAACGUUAAUCAAAUACAACCACCGACUGUUUCCUGAUUGAGAUUCAAUUGGCACAUGCGCAUUCUCGCUGAGUUGCCAUCUUAGAGCAACAGCAAUAAGGAAACAGUCGGUGGUUGUAUUUGAUUAACGUUUUAUUAAAAAGUAUGGAUUUCAGCAAACAAAGAAAGGCACUCAACAACAGAGGACAAACAUACAGUAGGUACACAGAAAGGGUUUAAGAAUUUACAUUUUUGAUGUAUCGACGCAUAGAGACUAGGAGUCGGAGGUUCAUUUCAAUACAAUAAUAAUAAUAAUAGUAUAAUAUAUGCCAUUUAGCAGACGCUUUUAUCCAAAACGACUUAGUCAUGCGUUCAUACAUUUGAUGUAUGGGGGGUCCCGGGAAUUAAGCCCACAAUCCUGGCAUUACGUGCUCUACCAACUGAGCUACAGAGGACCACAAAAACUGUAGUCUGCGCUCAACUCCAUGGAGGAGUUGAGGUACUUGGCAAGUACAUAGGUAGCCUAUAUAGACAAACAGGGAAAUAGUUAACUUCUGCAACAAAAAAUUCACACAAAGAGAUCUGGUCGGUCUAUUGUUAUUCCAACAAUUUUCAUAAUUCAAUGAAAUGUGCAUAUAUUUUAUCAUUCUGCUCAGUUGUGAAACUUAAAUGUAUUUUCUGUAUUUUUACACCACACGACAGGCUGCAGUGAUAAAGUGUGCUGCCUGUGUAGCACUCGAAAGAGAAACUCAGGGCCCUACAAAUGUGUGAUAAAUACUUUUUCACCUCUUUGCCAUUCAUUUUACAUGAAGCCCCAAAUUGUUUUCCACAGGACAGGAUUGGCUGGAGGAAUAGCAGCACUCGGCUUAUCGUUCUGACCACCGACGAUGGCUUCCACAUGGCAGGGGAUGGCAAGCUGGCUGGCAUACUGGAGCCCAAUGAUGAGAGAUGUUACAUGGACAACAAGCUGUACACAAAGAGCAAUGUCAUGGUAUGUGAUGACAUGCGGCACAUUCAGAUCAAUAUGAUUGGUCCUCAACAAAACUAUAUGAAAAAUACCAUAAGAGAUUAUGAGAAAUAUGUAGUGAAUGUAACGGCAUGACUUAGAAGCCUGCAUUCCAGCCCAUUUGUUCUUAAACAAUUACAUUGUUGAGGUUGUACAAGUUAAGUGUCUCUGUAUGUAGGACUACCCAUCUGUUGGUCAAGUGGCUAAUCAGUUAGAGAAGAACAACAUUCAGCCAAUCUUUGCUGUGACGAAGAAAAUGGAGAAGGUAUACAGGGUAAGUGGACUCUUUCUUUCCUUUAUUUUUCCUCUGUCUUUCUGUUGUUAUUCAUUUUAAUGUUAUCUAAAGGUCCCGGGUUUCGGCACCAAUAUUUUGACACACUUCAAAAUAUCUAAUGCAGGCACUUAUUAAUCCUGCCACAUAAUCAACACCUUUAUUCCAGGAACUCAGUAAAAUGAUCCCCAAGUCUGAGGUGGGAGUGUUGUCAGCUGACUCCCAUAAUGUCGUUGAAUUGAUUGAAAAUGCCUACAAUGUAAGACAUUUACAAUCUUUUGUUAUUAAUUUAACAAAUCACUUUUUUAAAACGGUACUCCAAGAAAUCAUAUUGUAAUUAUGUGUUUAAUGUGUGGAACCUUACUUGAGUUCACUGGUGGAAAAAGUACUAAAUUGUCAUACUUGAGUAAAAGUAAAGAUACCUUAAUAGAAAAUGAUUAGAUUAAAAGUAAGUCACCCAGUAAAAUACUACUAUCUGGUUUUAAAUGUACUUAAGUACAGUGGAACAAGUACUUAAUUGUCAUACUUGAGUAAAAGUAAAUGCCACACAUCGAAUUCCUUAUAUUAAGCAAACCAGACGGCACAACUGUAUACAUUUUUUGUAUUUACGGACAGACAGGGGCACACUCCGACACUCCGACAUAAUUUACAAACGCAGUAUUUGUGUUUACUGAGUCCACCAGCUCAGAGACAGUAGGAAUGACAACGUGUUCUAUUGAUAGAUGUGUGAAUUGGACCAUAAUUCUGUCCUGCCUGAGCAUCCAAACUUUUUGGUGUCAGGGAAAAUGUAUAGGAGUAAAAAGUGCAUAUCUUCUUUAGGAAUGUAGUGGAGUAAAAGUAAAAGUAGUCAAAAAAUAUAAAUAGUAAAGUACAAAUACCCCCAAAAACUACUUAAGUAGUACUUUUUAAAUAUUUUUAUUUAAGUACUUUACACCAUUUUUACUUAAGUACUUUACAACACUGGUUGAGUUCAUCAUAAACUUGAAACUCUAGUAUCUCUAGGAAUAAAGUGUCAGUUUGGAUUUGUUUGGGUUGUUUUAUUCUGAUGAUGUAGCGUUGGUGUCAGCUCUGAGUCUGUUUUGUGUCUCUAACACAGAGGCUCUCCUCCAAAGUGACGGUGACUCAUGAUGCUCUCCCUGACAAUGUGAGAGUCACUUACACUCCACUUUGUCCUGAAGGGGGACCCACAAGGGACAAAGGAGUAUGUGACAAUGUGGGUGUGGGACAGAUGGUAAGAGCUCAGCAGCAUUAAUAAACUAUUGACAAAACAUUCAAUAAAUAUGUACUUCAUUACUUGUAAACAUUUAAAUACAUAUAUAUAUAUAUAUAUAUAUAUAUAUAUAUAUAUAUAUAUAUAUAUAUAGUAUAUAAUAUAUAUAUAUACAGUAUAUGGACAGAUGGUAAUGAAGCUCAGAAGCAUUAAUUACACAUAAUGUGAAUAACAAAAAAUUCAAUAAACUGUAACUUAGGUUACAUUGUUACCACACAAACAUUAUACAACCCUAAAUACUACUGAAUUCAGUCGCUUCCUAAAACUAUAAGCUUCUUACCUAUGGAUUUAAGGUAAUAUUUUUGGCUUUGCAAACUGCUCCAGUCUCUCAUAUUGGAUGGGUGCCUUUUCCCAACAGCAAUUUUAAGAUCUCUCCACAGGUGUUCAAUGGGAUUAAGAUCUGGACUCAUUGCUGGCCACUUCAGAACUCUCCAGCGCUUUGUUGCCAUCCAUUUCUGGGUGCUUUUUGAAGUAUGUUUGGGGUCAUUGUCCUGCUGGAAGACCCAUGAUCUCGGACGCAAACCCAGCUUUCUGACACUGGGCCCUACAUUGCGACCCAAAAUCCUUUGGUAAUCCUCAGAUUUCAUGAUGCCUUGCACACAGUCAAGGCAACCCAGUGCCAGAGGCAGCAAAACAACCCCAAAACAUCUUUGAACCUCCACCAUAUUUGACUGUAGGUACUGUGUUCUUUUCUUUGAAGGCUUCAUUACAUUUUCGGUAAACAGUAGAACGAUGUGCUUUACCAAAAAGCUCUAUCUUGGUCUCAUCUGUCCAUAAGACGUUUCUCCCAGAAGGAAUUUGGCUUACUCAUGUACAUUUUGGCAAACUGUAGUCUUUGCUUUUUAUGUCUCUGUGUCAGCAGUGGGGUCCCUCCUGGGUCUCCUGCCAUAGCGUUUCAUUUCAUUCAAAUUUCGACGUAAGGCGGCCCGCACUGAUACGGCACGCACUCGGAGUGUGAAACGAGAGCUGCGUGAAGUUCCAGAACAAAUUUGGAGGUCGGAGUUGAUACAUGAACAUAGUUCAAAAUCUUGAUCAAUUGGGGGGACAAAGUGACUUAGAUACCAUAGGACAUAUAGUUGAACAACAUUACAUGGGUUCUAAGACAGCAUUUGUUAUGCUCUGUUAUGACAGUUUCCCUUAUGGUUUAGGUACCAUCAAAUGCUUGAGAUCACUUCUCUGUGUUGGGACAAGGGAAAUUUCCUUGAAAAAUUGCGAAUGCCCCCGGGUUGAGGCACCACUGGCCAAUGCAAGAAGUCGGACAGCUGCUUCGCACACCAAUGGAGGGUGGCAGCAACAGGGCACAUUUCAGUGUAAAUCCAGUGCAAUUGUUCGGGGUUUCAGCGGACCACUUUUACCGUGACCACGCUAUUAACAAUUAAACCUUGUGAAUUUCUCUAAAAUGGGGUGCCAACAAUUUUUUUGGGUAAUAUAAAUUUGCUUUUUUUUUUUUUGGUAAUUUUAAAAGAAUAAACUUGCUUUUGGAAAACAUUUUAUUCAAACCAAACUUUUUAAACCAAUCCCAAAUUUCCCUCCGAAUUUGCGUGUUUUUAAAAACAUAAAACGGAUGAAUUUGGACAGUAAAUGUUUUUUUGGCCCUUUGGGGUUUAAAAAAAGGAAUUUAGGGACCCUAAAUUGGUUCGAAAUGUGUGUCAAAAAAGUCGGCAGGGGAAAGGGCCAGUAGGGGGUUCGGUGGCCCCCUUGGGGGGAUAAAAAAAAAUGCUUUACUUUUUAAUUGGAUUGUCAAAUUUUAUUUAAUAUUUUUGGACAAACCCCCCCCCAUGGUCAUGGCCCUAAAAGGGUUCGGAAAAAAAAUAGAUUUUAAUUUUUCUUAUGUUUUUAUUUUUAAUAGGGACAAAAACCCCCCAGGGAGGGGGAAAAUGAAAAAAAUUUUUUGAAACUGAAAUUGGCUAUUUUUCCCCUCUGUGCAGUUGCAAAGCUGGCUUCGUGGGCCAGAAGUGUGAGUGCUCCAUCGGGGAGAAGGACGAGAGCUCUCUGAGAGCGGCAUGCCGGAAGGACAACGGCACGGAGUGCGAGGGACGAGGGGACUGUGUGUGUGGCAUUUGCCAGUGCUACGCCUUACAAGGCGGCAGCACCUACUACGGCACGCACUGCGAGUGUGAAAACGAGAGCUGCGAGAAGUUCCAGAACAAACUGUGUGGAGGUGGAGUCUGAUAAAUAAAAUAUAUAAAAAUACUGUAUCAAUUGGGGGGAAAAAGAUAGAUAAUAGAUAACAUAGGAAAUAUAGAUGAAAACAUAUACAUGUAUAACAAUAGAAAGAACACCUGCCAUUUGUUAUGAUCUGUUAAUGACAGUUCCAUUAUGGUUUAAGCUACAUUCAAAAUUCUGACAUAAGAUCACUUCUCUGUGUUGAAGGGAACGGGAAAUGCCGUUGCAAAAAUUGCGAAUGCAACCCCGGGUAUGAGGGCACCACCUGCCAAUGCAAGAAGUCGGACGAGCGGUGUCGCACACCAAGCGGGAGUGUGUGCAGCAACAGGGGCACAUGCCAGUGUAACCAGUGCAAGUGUAUCGAGGGCUACCAGCGGCCCUACUGUCUGACCUGCCCCGCCUGCCAAACCCCCUGUAUAACCAAGGGGUAAGAGGGCCUGGGCCCUCCUUUUCCACUCACAUAACCACCUUUUUCACUGGCCCCUUGGGGUAAUGUUGUUGGAGCCAUUGUGUACACGUUAAAAGCCACAGGACAAAGAUGGUUACCAUUGAUCAUAAAGGAAUAACUGGGAGAAUAGAAUGUAGGACUAUAAAAUACAAUUUAUGGGUGUUGCCAUCUUACUCAAAAAGAAGAGUUUUGGAACCAAAGCAUGCGUUUAAGUGUUAAAGAGAAGAGACAAAACGUUGCGCAAUGACAUUUCUCACUAUUUACCUCUUGUUCUUCUGUUUUCAGGAAAUGCAUUGAGUGUCUGGGCUUUCAGACAGGCCCAUUCAGUAAGAACUGCUCCCAGGCCUGUAAGAGUAUUAAUGAAUUCAAGAUGGUGGAGACGUUGCCACCUGGUAAGCCUUGUGAUGUGAGGGAUGUGGAGAACUGCCGAGUGUUCUUUACCAUUUCACAGUUGGAUGGAGAGGACAACUACAACGCCCAAAUACUAAAGACCAGAGGUAAGAGACUUCUGUCUUGUACAACUAAAAAGUAUGCAAAUGUUCAUUGCCCACAGAGAACAGAAAUAUGUGCUGGGGUUAAUUGACUGCACAUAUUGUUUGACGGGCAUCAUAUAGUCAGCUUUUUCGUCAGCUUAAUCUGGGUCCAGGAAAUUGCCCCUAGAUGCAAUUAUACUCCAUAAACUAUCAGUUACAUUUCUUUCCCAGGUAAUUGGCAACUGCAACUUUGCUGAUGUGGGAAGGCUAGAUUUAACACGGUUAGACCAAUCUUAAUUGCAUAUUAUCUGCUAGAUAGUGUUUUGACCAAGGCUGCUAACAUGCAUCUAAAUGGAACUAUGUCAAAACAAACUGUAACCAAAUGUUUUCACAGCAGAAGUGAAACCCUGUAAUUGCCUCCAGGACUGCCUAAACUGAUGUUUGUUUAUGUCUGUCCUAAAUGUGUUAGAGUGUCCCGAGUUGCCAAACAUCUACGCCAUCAUUGGAGGCUCCAUCGCAGGCGUGGCUGUCAUCGGCAUCAUGAUCCUGCUCCUCAUCAAAUUCUUAAUGUACCUCCAAGACCAGAAGGAGUUCCGCAAGUUUGAGAAUGAGAAGCAGAAAUCCAAGUGGUCGCAGGUGAGGGACAUUUGCUCGUACAUAAAAAACAUCACUUUGAGAAUGACAGAACUGCACAGCAGUGGUCUACACUACAGAACCUGGGGGACCUCAUUUAUAAAACACUCUUGCAAGAUUUGAUCCGCAAUUGUAUGAAAGUCAAAAUCCAAGCCAAUGUUGUGAUUUAUUAACCUUGUAUGUCAGUUGCCAUAAAUGUAUGGCUGGCUAAGAUGCAGCUAUGAAAAACAGGUUACUGUGCUUAUUGCUCCAGACAUCUGAGUUCCAAACAUUACAGAGUUUUCAUAAUUUCUAAUUUGUCCUCUCAACAGGCAGACAAUCCACUAUUCAAGAAUGCAACCACCACUGUGGCUAACCCUACCUUUACUGGAGAAUAA